AUGAACCGUCAUCAUCCUUAUGGAGGAGUUUACGAAAAUCCUGCCAACAGAAGGGGCGGCCCACCAGGGCCAGGGCCGGAUAGAUCUUACCAUCACAGAGGUGGGGCACCUCGUGGAAGAGGAUUUGGCCGUGGCCGAGGCGGCCAAGGUGCACCAGGUGGUCACUUUGGCAAUUACGAUGGCGGUGUCUCCAACACUUAUGAUCAAGGGCCGCCUCAAGGCGAUAUGGGCCUCUACAAUAAUUACGACUCUGGCUCGCAAGACCCCUUCUACCAGAACGGCAGUGGUAAUUAUGGUAGUGGAAUGCCCUCCGCUCAGUUCAAUACCCCAACCCAGUCAGAUGGUUACGCCCAGGGUUAUGGUAAUUAUGAAGACGGAUCCGACGCCAACUAUGACGAAGGUGGAUUUGGUAUGCGACCUCAGAGGCGAACUGUGCGUCGAGAACGGGAUGACAAAGUCCACGAUUCAAUAAUUGAAGAGCGAAUCCAACGCGAGCGUCCCUGUCGUACUUUGUUUAUACGCAACAUUAAGUAUGAGACGAACAGUGAGGACGUCCGUCGUUCAUUCGAAGAGCAUGGAGAUAUCAAAACCUUUUUCGAUCUCAUCGCAACGCGGGGAAUGGUUUUCGUGACUUUCUACGAUAUUCGCGCGGCUGAGCGCGCCAGAGAUCGUCUGCAGGGUUCUGAGAUAAGUGGAAGACCCAUCGAUGUUCAUUAUUCUCUUCCACGCGAUGACCAAAAGCAAGGUGGCGAUCGUGACAAGAAUCAGCAAUUUCAGGGUAAUCUAAUCGUCACACUCAAGGAGUCUGUUCAGACUAUCGACGAUAAUGAGGUCAGACGUAAAUUUCAACAGUUCGGAGACGUUAAGUCGGUCACGCCUGUCGGCGAUCGCGCUGAUCAGCGUUAUGUUGAAUUCUAUGAUAUCAGGGCUUGCGACGAGGCGUUCGAUCGUCUCCGACACCAAGGGUUGCAAGACGGAACCAUGGACAUCACGUAUGCAUGGGAGGAGUCUGAGAUUUCUGGUCCUCCUACUCAGCGCCGCGAGCAAAAAUUUGACGGUGGGCGAGACUGGGAUGAUGGUGGGCGCGGAUUUCGAGGUCGGGGUCGCGGUAGGGGUCGCGGUGGCGGUGGCCGAGGCCGUGGCUCAUUUGAGGAUUGGGACCGGCGUGAUGACUUUGGCAGGGAUCGUGAUCGCGGGCGCUUUGAAGAAGAUUACAGGGGUGGUGGGCGUGGUGGUGGUGGCGGUGGCGGUGGCGGCCGGGGUGGCUACGGAGACAGAUUUGAUUCCCACGGUCCUUUCUCGAGUGGGCUUGGCUCGGGUUCUGGUUCGUAUAACGAGCCAGCGAACGUCGCUACGUAUAACCAGCCCCCACCAGCAAUAUCUCAGUACAACCAGCCCCCACCAGCAACCACUCAGUAUAAUCAAACCCCGCCAGCAGCCCCUCAGUACAACCAGCCUCCGCCAGUGGCCGCUCAGUACCAUCAACCCCCGCCAUCAGUCAAUCAAGCUGGCACAGGAGAUCGAUUGGAGCAGGCUCGCAAAGUUCAACAACUGCUUGCAGCACUGAAACAACCCCAGAAUGGCACGGCGCCAUCUCCCACGAUGCAACAGGGACCGCCAGCACCAGCACCUCCCCCAAGCUCACUUGGAAUGCCCCCUCCACCCCCACACCAAAACUCAUACUAUGCACCACCCCCCGUUCAGCAACCCGCAGCGCCUUAUCCUCCUCCGCCUGGCCCCAGUGCUAACCCAUAUGCUCAGAUGCCUUCUCAGACACCCACUCCUCAGCCAGGGCAGAUGCACACUGGAAUUCCUAGCUUACCCCCGAAUAUCCUUGCAUUAUUACAACAGUCGCAGGGUCAGCAGGGUCAAGGCACUGCCCCCCAACAAAUGCAAUCGCAAUAUGGAAUGCCUCCUCCGCCACCUCAGUCAAUGAUGUCCCCACCUCCCAUGUCUAGCAUGCCACCUGGUGCCCCCCAGCCAGGAACUCCAAAUUACCAACAACUAAUGGCCAUACUUGUGAGUCGUAAGAUUCCCAAUGUGUACUCAUACUGA
Messenger RNA from Suillus discolor, 2055 nucleotides. RefSeq lists its product as uncharacterized. Lineage: Eukaryota; Fungi; Basidiomycota; Agaricomycetes; Boletales; Suillaceae. The coding region runs from base 1 to 2055 and encodes 684 amino acids. The transcript is spliced from 10 exons. The record is from RefSeq and is a predicted model, not a curated record. Gene Ontology annotation, molecular function: RNA binding.